UCUCUUCAGUGACAUAUUGGGGUUUCAGCUCCACGUGAAGCAUGUCCUGACAGUAUUUCACCUCACACUUUAAGCUCUUUCCUCCAACUACUCAUGGAUUUAAUGUAAAAUCAGCUGCAUCUCGUUAGGGUUCAGAUCUGCGCUAAUACUACGUGCUAGCCUGGUGGCUUAGCUAGCCGUGGAGAUGUGCGCGUGGCUCCGGGUGCACGCGGGGGCUCGAUCCGCGGCUGCAGCCCUGAGGCUCAGAGCCCGGACCGCUCAGAUACCCGGGGAGAGGGGACUAAUGAGACACGUCCUCCGGCAGAACUUCGGGACAGACGCUGUGCUGCGGAAGGACAUUAUGAAAGAUUUGCAGGCCCAGUUGACCUCCAUAAAGCAGACAGCUCUGGACGCGUUGCCGGGCAGCAGCUGGACGCCCCUGCAGAUGAACCCUAACCUCCCCCCGGAGCGAGCGGACAUCGUGAUCGUGGGAGGGGGGGUGGUGGGCUGGUCUGUAGCCUACUGGCUCAAACAGAAGGAGCGCGUGAGGGGAGGAGUCAAGGUGGUGGUGGUGGAGAGGGAUCCCACGUACUCACGGGCCUCCACUGUGCUGUCGGCUGGAGGCAUCAGGCAGCAGUUCUCCCUGUCCGAGAACAUCCUCCUGUCCUUGCACUCUGCACACUUCAUGAGGAACAUCAAUGAUCAUCUGGGUGUGUUGAACGAGGACCCUGUUGACCUGCAGUUUAACCACUCAGGUUAUCUGUUCCUGGCCAGUGAAGAUGUGGCCCACAUCAUGGAGGAGAACUACAAGACACAGAGAUAUGCAGGAGCCAAAGUGUCCCUUCUCACUCCCACUCAACUCAAAGAAAAGUUCCCCUGGAUCAACACUGAUGGAGUGGCACUGGCUUCAUACGGUCUAGAGAACGAGGGCUGGUUCGACCCCUGGACUCUGCUCAGUGCCUUCAGGAGGAAAGCCAUCUCUAUGGGAGUGAUCCCCUGCUGCGGAGAGGUCACAGGCUUUCAGUAUAAGACAAACACAGUGUCCACUAGAGAGGGGGACCAAGUCAUUCUGCGCCGAAUCAGAUCUGUCAAAGUGCAGAUGCCCAACAGCCUGGAGUACCAGCCAGUGGAGUGUUCCAUUGUGGUGAACGCGGCGGGGGCCUUCUCUGGGAAACUGGCCCAGAUGUUGGGCAUCGGCAAUGGGCCAGAAGACUCCCUGACUGGGAUCUCCGUGCCCGUGGAGCCCCGGAAGAGGUACAUCUAUGUGGUUCACUGUCCAGAUGGGCCUGGUCUGGACACACCCUUCCUCAUUGAUUACUCUGGAGUCUACUUCAGGAGGGAGGGGCUCGGGGGCAACUACAUCGCCGGGACAUCCCCACUAGAGGCUGAGGAGCCGGACACCAGUGACCUGGAGGUGGAUCACCAGUUCUUUGUGGACAAAGUUUGGCCCAGCCUGUGUCACCGCGUCCCUGCCUUUGAAAGUCUCAAGGUGUCCAGUGCAUGGGCGGGCUUCUACGACUAUAACACCUUUGAUCAGAACGGGAUCAUUGGGAUGCACCCUCUUGUCAACAACAUGUACUUUGCGACAGGAUUCAGUGGGCAUGGCCUGCAGCACUCCCCCGCUGUGGGCAGAGGGCUGGCAGAGCUCAUCAUUGAGGGCGGGUACAAGACCAUCGACCUGAGCGCACUAGACUUCAGGCGCAUCCUCAGCCACGAGCCCAUGCUGGAGAGGAACAUCGUCUAGCUGCCCCCGCACAAAAUGACGUAC
This is a messenger RNA of Periophthalmus magnuspinnatus, 1747 nucleotides long. RefSeq names its product FAD-dependent oxidoreductase domain containing 1 (gene foxred1). The record is from RefSeq and is a predicted model, not a curated record. The transcript is spliced from 11 exons. Lineage: Eukaryota; Metazoa; Chordata; Actinopteri; Gobiiformes; Gobiidae. The coding region runs from base 185 to 1723 and encodes 512 amino acids. Gene Ontology annotation, cellular component: cytoplasm. Gene Ontology annotation, molecular function: oxidoreductase activity.